Molecule: messenger RNA, 2661 nt
Organism: Epinephelus moara (kelp grouper)
Lineage: Eukaryota; Metazoa; Chordata; Actinopteri; Perciformes; Serranidae
Product: cystathionine beta-synthase-like
Exons: 15
Coding region: 156-1925 (589 amino acids)
Cellular component (GO): cytoplasm
Molecular function (GO): cysteine synthase activity; cystathionine beta-synthase activity
Source: RefSeq, a predicted model, not a curated record
CUUCCUUUAGGUCCACGUGUUUCGUCACGUAUACCGCUGUCUCUCGGAAGUUGCUCACUCCGCAUUGUUGUCCUGGGUACGCGUGUACAUCAGGGCCAUCUGUGUUUCUGUCUUUUACAGGUCUGUGAGGCGCGUUUGAAUCACAAGGAUAAGCCAUGCCGUCAGUUCCCUCAACCAAUGAGACCACGGUCAAGAGCCCCGUGUGCCCUCAUGCUGCCAAGAUGCUCACCCACACCAAUGGAGAGGGCAAGCUCCGGGAGGGUUCGUUACCAGUGAACGGGGUUGACAAGACGCCGCCAGCGGACACUGAGGAAGGGAACAGAACCAUUCAGAUCAACACAAAGAACGUCACUACUGAGAGGAAAUGGAUCCGGCCUGACCUUCCCAGCCGCUGCACAUGGAGCCUGGGAGCAUCGAAAGCCGACUCCCCUCACACACAAGUUCCAAGAACGAUUGCUCCAGCCAUUCUCCCAAACAUCCUGCACAGGAUCGGAGACACUCCCAUGGUUCGCAUCAACAAGAUCCCCAAAGCAUUUGGACUCAAAUGCGAAUUAUUGGCCAAGUGUGAGUUCUUCAAUGCCGGCGGGAGUGUCAAGGACAGGAUCAGCCUGCGGAUGGUGGAGGACGCCGAGAGAGCUGGCAUCCUCAAGCCUGGAGACACCAUUAUAGAGCCCACCUCUGGAAACACUGGUAUUGGACUGGCCCUGGCCGCAGCUGUGAAAGGUUACCGCUGCAUCAUCGUCAUGCCUGAGAAAAUGAGCAUGGAGAAGGUGGAUGUUCUGAGAGCUCUCGGAGCCGAGAUUGUCCGCACGCCCACCAGCGCUCGCUUCGAUUCGCCAGAGUCUCACGUCGGCGUGGCCUGGCGCCUUAAAAACGAGGUCCCCAACUCUCACAUCCUGGACCAGUACCGUAACCCGAGCAACCCCCUGGCUCACUACGACACUACAGCUGAGGAGAUCCUGGAGCAGUGCGACGGCAAAGUGGACAUGCUGGUGGCAGGAGCAGGCACAGGCGGGACUAUCACAGGCAUCGCCCGCAAAUUGAAGGAAAGAUGCCCCAACAUCAAAAUUGUUGGUGUUGACCCAGAAGGCUCCAUCCUGGCUGAGCCCGAGGAGCUUAACAAGACCGAUAAGACCCAGUACGAGGUGGAGGGCAUCGGGUACGACUUCAUCCCCACUGUGCUCGACAGAUCAGUAAUUGACACCUGGUACAAGUCUGACGACGAGGAGUCCUUCAACAUGUCUCGCAUGCUGAUGAGAGAGGAGGGCCUGCUGUGCGGUGGCAGCUCCGGGACGGCCAUGGCAGCGGCAGUAAAAAUGGCCAAAGAUCUGAAGGAGGGCCAGCGCUGUGUGGUCAUCCUGCCAGACUCCAUCCGCAACUACAUGUCCAAAUUCCUGAGUGACAAAUGGAUGGUCCAGAAGGGCUUCCUGAGUGAGGAGGACCUCAUGGUGAAAAAGCCAUGGUGGUGGAACCUGAAGCUGCAGGGUUUGAACGUGUCCGCCCCGCUCACCGUCCUGCCUUCCGUCUCCUGCCAGAGGACCAUCCGGAUCCUCAAGGAGAAGGGCUUCGACCAGGCGCCCGUGGUGGAUGAGGCUGGGUUAAUCCUGGGCAUGGUGACUCUCGGGAACAUGCUGGCCUGUAUUCUGGCAGGGAAGAUCAAGCUGUCGGACCCGGUCAGCAAAGUGCUCUACAAGCAGUUCAAACAGAUCCGUCUGACUGAUAAUUUGGGAAAAUUAUCCCGCAUUCUGGAGACUGACCACUUUGCCCUGGUGGUACAUGAACAGAUCCAAUACUUGACGGACGGCUCUCCGACUCUGAAGCAGAUGGUGUUCGGCGUGGUGACGGCCGUCGACCUGCUCAACUUUGUCACAGGCCGAGAAAGGAGGGAGCGAUCCAUGUCGGAGUCCACCGACGAACUGAACUGACGCACGCAGUACUCACUUGUACAUUACUUACACUAUCAUAAACACAAUGGGUUUAGUGUCUGAAUGAUGGCAAAAAAUAAUCUUGUGAAGUUUUUGAUUGAGGUUAGCGCUUUUUAAGAUACUUGUUCCUUUUUUGUAUGUUUGAGUCUUAAGGUAUGAUAAGCAAAGUAUGUGGCGCCAGUAUGUUUGAUAGGGUUACUUAUUUUAUGAAGCAGUUGAUUAUUACUUAUGAUAUUUGCUUUUAGAGCUCAAAGCAAAUCUUUUAUAAGUUUGUGACUUGUAGAAAGCUUUUUGUUUUGUAUCAGAGUCUCAAAUAGAGACUUCUGUCUUUUAUUUGUAUGAAAAGUGCAGAUUGUUCCACCGUGGCCUUGUGUACCAAUCAAACAUUGGAUGUAAGACAUAGAAUAGUAUAAAAGCAACAUUUGUCUCAUUUAUGAAGAUUAGAUGAGUAGAGAGCUGCUGUAUAUAAGCACAUUAUCUUUCCAGUGCUGCUCAUCAUGUGCUACUUUUUCAUUUGUGUAUUUGUACACAAAAAAAAGAAAUCCAUGCAGUGUAAUCAAAUUUCUUGAAAGAAAUUGUGGUGUUUUUUUUUUCCUUUUUCAACACAGCACUUGUUGUGUAACUGUAAAGACGUCUUGACUAUUUAAUCUUAGCUCUGUCUGAGAGAAACAUUUUGUAUCGCAUCAUUUUUCCUUAAUGAAUGUGUAUGAUUAAAUAAAGUUCAAAUUAAGUCUGA